Seriola dumerili (greater amberjack) is the source of this 2320-nucleotide messenger RNA. RefSeq names its product large neutral amino acids transporter small subunit 4-like. Gene Ontology annotation, molecular function: neutral L-amino acid transmembrane transporter activity; L-amino acid transmembrane transporter activity. Gene Ontology annotation, biological process: neutral amino acid transport; transmembrane transport. NCBI's taxonomy places the organism in Eukaryota, Metazoa, Chordata, Actinopteri, Carangiformes, Carangidae. The record is from RefSeq and is a predicted model, not a curated record.
UCAAGGAGGAAUCCUUCAUGUGAGUUAACGCCGCUCCUCUGUGCGUUUGUCGUCGAAGGACACCUGGACCUGCAGAUCCGGAUCUGACUGAGGGACGGAGCGGCUGUGUUUGCUCCCCCCCCCCUCCGCUGAACCCACAGACUACAGGCUCCAGCAGCCUCCUUUAUCUCCAGUCAGGCCAGUGAACCGCUACCUCACACCCAGCAGAGAUGGCUCCCUCCCUGGCCACAGCCUUCUCCCGCCGCUGGUGGAUGGCGGUGACGGCGGUCAUCGAGAACCUGCUCUUCUCUGCCGUGCUGCUCGGGUGGGGAUCCCUGCUCAUCAUGCUCAAAUCUGAGGGCUUCUACUCGUACCUGUGCAAAAGACCAGACAACAGCUCCAGCUUCAACAUCUCGAACGCGUCCUCCCCUGAGAAUCACGCCACAGAGGAGGAGGAGGAGUACCUGGACAUGAACGGCUGGCCGAUCUGCAAGGACCAGGAUGAGAUGCUGAACCUGGCCUUCACCGUGGGCUCCUUCCUGCUGUCGGCCAUCACUCUGCCCAUGGGCAUCGUCAUGGACAAAUAUGGACCACGGAAGCUGAGGCUUCUGGGCAGUGCCUGCUUCGCCUUUUCCUGCCUGCUCAUCGCCUACGGAGCCAGUGAUCCCAACAAUCUGUCCAUACUGAUCUUCUUCGCUUUGGCAAUGAAUGGGUUCGGAGGCAUGUGCAUGACCUUCACUUCUCUGACGCUCCCCAGCAUGUUUGGAGACCUGAGGUCGACCUUCAUCGCCCUGAUGAUUGGAUCCUACGCCUCCUCUGCCGUCACCUUCCCCGGCAUUAAGGUGAUCUAUGACCUGGGUGCCACCUUCAUCUCCAUCCUGGUGGUCUGGGCCGGCUGCGCCUGCCUCGUCUUCCUCAACUGCUUCGUCAACUGGCCUCUGGAGCCCUUCCCCGGCCCGGAGGACAUGGAUUUCACGGUGAAGAUCAAGUUCAGCUGGCUGGGCUUCGACCACAAGAUCACAGGGAAGCAGUUUUACCGGCAGGUGACCACCGUGGGGCGCCGCCUCAGUGUGGGCAACUCCAUCAAGCAGCAGCACCAGCCGACCAAAGACCUGGCCACGCAGGAGGCCAGCAAGCUGUGCCUGUCCACCGUCGACCUGGAGGUCAAGUGCAAGGGCCAGGAGGAGACUCAGUCCUUCAUGAAAAGUAUCUUCAGUCCCAUCUUCCUGCUGAGCCUCAUCACCAUGUGCGUGACCCAGCUGCGCCUCAUCUUCUACAUGGGAGCCAUGAACACCAUCUUGGAGUCCCUGACAGAGGGAGACCUGAGCACAGUGGAGAGGAUGCAAGUGGUGAGUGUUUACACGUCCAUCUUUGGCGUGCUCCAGCUUUUGUGUCUGGUCACCUCUCCCGUGAUCGGCUACGUCAUGGACUGGAGGCUCAAAGACUGCGAGGACGAGAAUGACAAGAGUGUCAAGAGGGAGCCUGGUCAGCCCCGUCGCCCCGACAAACAGAUCCAGAAGAUCGUCAACGCCACCAGAGCCUUCAUUUUCACCAACCUGCUCCUGGUUGGCUUCGGAAUCACCUGCAUCAUCCCCAACCUUCCUCUUCAGAUUCUGUCCUUCAUCCUGCACACCAUCGUCAGAGGCUUCAUCCACUCCGCAGUCGGAGGCCUCUAUGCUGCUGUGUACCCGUCCUCUCAGUUUGGCAGCCUGACAGGGAUGCAGUCUCUGAUCAGCGCCCUGUUCGCCCUGCUGCAGCAGCCUCUCUUCAUGGCCAUGGUGGGACCCCUGGAAGGAGACCCUCUCUGGGUGAACGUGGGCCUGUUGGUGGUGAGCAUGCUGGGAUUCUGCCUGCCCCUCUACCUGCUGUGCCACAGCCGUUACCUCCAGCGCCUCAGAGACGAGCAAGACGAGGAUCCCAAGAUCUACGUCCAGAUCAACAACGGUAGCAAGCCCGAGGCCUUCGUCUAGAGCCGGAGAGAGAGAGAGGGAGAGAGAGAGGGAGAGGGAGAGAGAGAGAGCGGAGAAUUCGACACCAAAAAAGAGAGAAGAAGAAGAAGAAGAAGAGAGGGAGGGGAGAGCAGUGGAGGUCAACUGCCUGUGUGAGACUCAUGAUGAAUACAUUCACUCUGUCCUCCAACGCCUCUCUCAGUUUGUCUGAUGACUCACAAAUCCCUUACAUUCCCCACACACACACACACACACACACACACACACACACCCUCCAUUACACUGCCAUAUUGCCACUUGGCCAAACAUGACUGUGACACCCAGUUUCACCCUCCUUCAUCCGUUGAGUAUACACAGUGAGACAAACAUACACAUCCUCUCCACCCCCCCAA